AUUCGGGUGACAUGUAAGGGAUAAUUAUGUCAAAUAUUCGACCUAAUGUUAAAAUUGUAAGUGUAUCCCAUUAAGUGAAAAAUAAAUCUAAUAAUUCAGCCAUGAGUGAAGAAAUAACCGUCAUCAAACAACAGGAUGGACUUUUAGGAAGAAUCCAAAAAAAUGAAUCUUUACUUAGUAUUAUACACGACAAAAACAAAAUUAUAGAAAAAUUGCAAAGGCAGUUACAUUUUCAGAAAUUACAGUUGAAAUAUUAUCUUGGGAAAACAUUCAGAAAUCAGAAGAUGUUGGAAUUCUCGAACUCAUGCAACCCUUUGCUAAUGGAAGAAAACAUACCCAUAACAUUAGCUGUGAACCGUUUCAAUAUGCAAGCCGGCAUAAAAAGUAAAAUAUUUGUUUUGUACGAGCGUAUGAGCAGGAUCGAUGGAAGGAUAAAUAAUCUGUUGCACAUACAAGAAUGCUUAUUACGAAGAGUGGUAGAAAAGAUGUGCGAUAUUGUCAGGAAAGACAAAGGCUGGACGAUGCAGAUCCAGAUUCGGAGUUUCAUAACAAAACCUGAAUAUAUAAAUUUGUUCAAUAAUUUACUGAAUGCUAGCAUAGGACUGAGGAAGAACCUGGAGACUUUUCGAAUUUGUUGUGACCGACUACUCAUUAUUGAGGAGGAAAGGAAUACUGUUGCCGAACAAGUAUACUCCCUCCCAAUCGAACAGCGCACCAAUUGUCAUUAUUUGAUCGGUAUUCAAAUUGAAAAAGUUCAACUCCAAAAUAGACUGAAGGAUAUUCUCAAGGAUCAGAAUAUGCUUAGGAAACGGAUAGAGAAGUUGAACGAAAUCGAACGGGAACUAAGGAAUUUACAGGCGGAAUAUAAGACAGCAAACAGAAAUUGUACCGAUCAUAUGACUGAUAUGCUGCGAAGGGUGAACUUUGAAGCGCUUGGCCUCAUCGCGAAAUCAAACCAACAGAGGGAAAAGUAUACGAAAGAGAUAGUGAAGUUGAAAUGCGAUAAUCAAAAAAUAUUGAGGAUGGUGGAACAGUUGAAAGGGCUGGUUCGGGAGAAGGCCUUAAGUAGGGAUUCAAUGAAACUGGAUACUGUCUUCUCAGCUGGACUUUAUCAAGCACUAGACCAAGAGAUAAAUCAGGCGAUUCAAGAUAAUGAGAUGAACAAAGAUAUAAGAAUAGAAAAAAUUAGGAAUGAAUGCAGGGUACUGUCCCAGAAACUGCAGAAUGCCAAGAAUGAGAAUUGCUUGUUGGAGAGAGAGCUCGAGAACGUCAAAAACGAGUACUCUGAAGCCAGGCGACAAUGGGAAAGUGAUCUGGAGACGGCGCAAAGGGAAAAGGACGAUUACAAGGCCCAAGUGGAGGAUCUGCAGGCUAUAAGAGCAGCCUACGCGCAGCUGGUAGAUAGUAGAGCAAAUGUGACGGAAGAUGGAGAGAGAGUUAUGGCGGGACAGAACACCAAAGAGUUAGAACGAGAAAAUUUGAGAUUGUCUAAGGAAGUAGCGCUGCUCAAGGAAGAAACAAAAAAACAAAAAUCGAAAAUCAGGAGAUUAUCCGAACAGAUCCUAAACAUCAAUGGUACUACCCAAAAGAUCCUGGAUAUCGAUCAGCUUGAGACCAAAGACGUGGGCUCCGGAGAUGUGGGCAACGAAAAAGACUCGUUGCUACCCAAGACCAACUCCUGCAACAUAUGCGCCAAGAAAUCGGACUUGGAACCAGGAAUCUUACACCAAGAACUUCAGAGAUCCGGAGCAUCCCGAGAAGACGUCCAGAAGUCCAAAAAAUUAGAUGAAAUCACCACGACUAUAAUUCAGGAUUUGAACAACAGCUCGAACGAAUGCCAGUCCAGUACACUUUCCAGCAGUCCUUUGGAGUCUUCGAGCGACAACCACGAUUCGAAUUAUUCGACGGAGAGCAAAAUAAUUUCCACUCCCGAAAAAUCCAUAAUUAGUAUUGGUGGCAUCAACUUCGAAGUUCCAAACAAGAAUGUCGAAACGACUUUUCAAAUACAUUCGUCCAGACAAGAGGACAAGGAUACAAUCCAAGGUAUACUCGAAAAGAAGGAUAAAGUAGGUGAAAUACUCAGGAUUGGAGAUAAAUCUCUAGUGUCGGUGAGGGUUAGGUAUAUAUCGACCAAUAAGAACCACAGUAGAAUUGAAGACAAGGAAAGAACGAAUGCUCUGGAAGUGCUGAAAGACCCUCCUGAAGAUUCUGUAAACUGUGGUAGAAUUGCGCCGUUGAAACCUGCAAUCCAAUUGAAAGCCAUCGAUGAUAUUCGUAGCUUGUCGAAAAAUGACGAGGUGAAAGCUCUGAAAGUUACCUAUAGAAAUCCCCAUGACUACAGGAGCACAACGGAUUCUGAUCCAGCCACAGAAUCUCAGUCUAGCGAAGUGGAUAACUACGGUAAAAUGUACGUGCAAGAAGUGAAAAUGAAGCUUAAAGCUAUGACGGAACAGAAGGAACAGGAAUUACGGUGUCCCCUUGUGAAAUACGGUAUAGAAGGUAGAGUUAAAAGUUUGGGAAAUUUACGAUAAACUUAUGGCACACUUUCUGUGUUUCUGAUUUGAUUUAUGAGCAAUGAUUCCGUGUAUCUAAAUAAAGUUUUUUCGGAUCA
Coccinella septempunctata (seven-spotted ladybird) is the source of this 2611-nucleotide messenger RNA. RefSeq names its product golgin subfamily A member 4-like. The coding region runs from base 102 to 2531 and encodes 809 amino acids. The record is from RefSeq and is a predicted model, not a curated record. The transcript is spliced from 9 exons. Lineage: Eukaryota; Metazoa; Arthropoda; Insecta; Coleoptera; Coccinellidae.